AUGUUUUUUCAUCUUUUUUUGUUUUUCUUUUUCUCUUUUCUUCUUUUUUUUCAUCUUUCUUUUUUUUUUCUUUUCUUUUCUUUUCUCAUGUGUUUCAUAAUCUUUUUUUUCUUUUUUUUCUCUUUUCUCAUGUGUUUCAUAAUCUUUUUUUCGUUUUUCUUUUCUCUUUUCUCAUGUUUUUCUUUUCUCUUUUUCAUAUGUUUUUCUUUUCGUUUUCUUUUCUCUUUUCUCAUGUGUUUCAUAAUCUUUUUUUUUUUUUCUCUUUUUCUCAUAUGUUUUAUAAUCUUUUCUUUUCUUUUCUCUUUUUUUCAUGUGUUUCAUAAUCUUUUUCAUUUUCUUUUCUUUUCUCAUGUGUUUCAUAAUCUUUUUCAUUUUCUUUUCUUUUUUUUGUGUUUUAAUCUUUUUGAUUUUCUUUUCUCUUUCUCAUUUUUCUUUUCUCUUUCUCAUGUGUUUUUAAUCUUUUUGUUUCUUUCUCUCUUUUCUUUUAAUCUUUUUUUUUUUUCUUUUUUUGUUUCAUUUUUCUUUUCUCUUUUUUCAUGUGUUUUUUUUUUUCUUUUUCUCUUUUCUCAUGUGUUUCAUCUUAAUCUUUUUCUCUUUUUCUUUUCUCUUUUCUCUUUUCUCAUGUUUCAUAAUCUUUUUUUCUUUUUCUUUUCUCUUUUUCUCAUUUGUUUCAUAAUCUUUUUCUAA
Molecule: messenger RNA, 687 nt
Organism: Acanthosepion pharaonis
Lineage: Eukaryota; Metazoa; Mollusca; Cephalopoda; Sepiida; Sepiidae
Source: the annotation of a GenBank genome assembly